Messenger RNA from Amoebophrya sp. A25, 656 nucleotides. The record is from the annotation of a GenBank genome assembly. Lineage: Eukaryota; Dinophyceae; Syndiniales; Amoebophryaceae.
CCCUGAUCUCACUCGACGCAGUACCUCCAGUUCUUACAGGCGCCUGAUGCGACAGAAGCGGCUUCGGCGUGCUUUCGAGACUCAGUUUUUAGUGCGGAUAUUCAACGUCGGAGACCCAGGAGAGAUAAUGAGGGAGAUGGGUCGAGCCUGCUGGGAUCCGGCAAACGACGGAGAUCUCGAAAUCUUCCGCCAUUUGCGUCGUCGGUGUGCGAUUGCUGGGGAGGAGUCAUCGCGUAACCCACUUACAGCGAUGAAGGAGAACUUCAAGGCGUUGCGGCAAGGAGCCCGCCAAAAGCAGGAAUUAGUUCGACAGCUAGCAAGUCUUUUGACACGUCUUGGAGGGAUGUCUAGAAGAAACAGUUCCAAGAAUAAGCGUGGAGGUGGAGAGAGCGCAGCGACGUCGACAGGGACAGGGACAUCCGCAUCAUCAACUGUUGUCGAGAUCAACGGUUACGUCUCCAUCGGUGACCAUGGGAAGCUAGUUUUGAAGAUGCGAGAGCAUUUUAGGAUCACAGGAGACGUCUACAUCUGCCAUGACGCGGUGAACACACCAUCAUCCUCCGGGAGUGGGGUUCUGCCAGCGAUAAUCGAGCGUGGGAGCAUCCCCUUGGUUGGCCAACCGGUUUUGUUCGAUUUGUUCACCAAAGCGGACUGGG